Molecule: messenger RNA, 1599 nt
Organism: Solanum dulcamara
Lineage: Eukaryota; Viridiplantae; Streptophyta; Magnoliopsida; Solanales; Solanaceae
Product: UDP-glycosyltransferase 90A1
Exons: 1
Coding region: 63-1448 (461 amino acids)
Molecular function (GO): UDP-glycosyltransferase activity
Source: RefSeq, a predicted model, not a curated record
CAAGGAUCCCAAUUUCUCAAAAAUAUCAACAGUCCGAGGAGCAGAGUGCAGAGAAAUCAGAAAUGGCUUCUCUUCCUCCUCCUAUCCAUGUUGUUCUGUUCCCUUUCAUGUCCAAAGGACACACAAUUCCCAUCUUCGACCUUGCUCGCUUUCUUCUCACCCGCAGUAUUUCCAUCACCAUCUUCACCACUCCUGCAAAUCGUCCAUUCUUCUCCGAUUCCCUUUCGGACACAAACAUCAACAUCAUCGAAAUCCCAUUUCCUCAAAACAUACAAGGAAUUCCCCCGUGUGUGGAGAGCACUGAUAAACUCCCAUCCAUGACCCUGUUUCCUACCUUUGCCAACUCCACCAAAUUGAUGAAACCCCAUUUCGAAAAGGCCUUGGAAUCUCUUCCUCCAGUUACUUUUAUGAUCACUGAUGGCUUUCUCGGCUGGACUUUAGACUCAGCAAACAAAUUUGGCAUCCCGAGGCUCGUUUAUUUCGGCAUGAGUGCAUUUUCAUGGGCCUUGUCGAUUUCAGCUGCUUCAGUUCUUAGAACAGAAUUGUCCGACGAUGAGUCUUACCAAGUUCCUGAUUUCCCCUGGAUCAAACUCACUAGGAAUGAUUUUGAUUUAUCCAUCAGAGAGCGUGAUCCCAAGGGUCCCGAUACUGAUUUUACCAUGGAGUCAAUCAUAGCGACCUCUAAAAGCUAUGGGCUACUUGUGAACACUUUUUACGAGCUUGAAUCUGUUUAUGUAGACUACUGUAACCGCAUCUCUAGUCCUAAAUCCUGGUGCAUUGGACCUUUUUGUGCGCUUCACGAGCUUCCAAGAAAACAACAGGGAAUCUCAGAGAAACCUUCAUACAUCAAAUGGCUUGACGGAAUGCUAAAACAGGGGGAGCAAGUUUUAUACGUGGCAUUCGGGACUCAAGCAGAGUUAUCUCUUGAACAAUUCAAGGAAAUCCAAAUCGGAUUGGAGAAAUCCCAAGUGAACUUUUUGUGGGUUGUCAGGAGAACUAUAGAUGAAGGGUUCAAAAACAGAGUAAAAAACAGGGGAAGGGUGGUGACAGAGUGGGUUGAUCAAAGAAAAGUCCUGAGCCAUAGGAGUGUUCAAGGUUUUCUAAGCCACUGUGGUUGGAAUUCGGUGAUAGAGAGCAUAAGCGCGAAAGUUCCUAUACUCGCAUGGCCAAUGAUGGCAGAUCAACACCUGAAUGCAAGAAUGGUAGUGGAGGAAAUAAAGAUUGGACUAAGGGUUGAGACGUGUGAUGGGUCAGUGAGAGGGUUCGUCAAGUGUGAAGGUUUGGUAAAGCCGAUAAAGGAGUUGAUGGAAGGAGCCAAAGGUAAAGAGGCAAGGAAGAAAGUGAAAGAGAUUGGAGAGGCAGCCAUUAAUGCAGUCAAAGAAGGUGGGUCAUCAUGGCAAACGUUAAAUGAGCUUAUUAAUGAGUUAACCGAAAACAGAAAGGUUUGAAUUUAUGUAGCAUUUUUCAUAUGGACCUACUGAGUAGAAAUACGAUAUUUUUGGGCUGAAUUAUGUGUCUUAAUUGAAGUUUAGAAAACUCUGAACUAUGCCUUUCCUGGUUCGCUUGUAAAAAUAAAUUGAAGCUCUUUAAUUUUCGUCC